This is a messenger RNA of Pyricularia grisea, 1803 nucleotides long. RefSeq lists its product as uncharacterized. The transcript has 5 exons. The record is from RefSeq and is a predicted model, not a curated record. Gene Ontology annotation, molecular function: basic amino acid transmembrane transporter activity. Gene Ontology annotation, biological process: transmembrane transport; basic amino acid transport. Bases 1 to 1803 code for a protein of 600 amino acids. Lineage: Eukaryota; Fungi; Ascomycota; Sordariomycetes; Magnaporthales; Pyriculariaceae. Gene Ontology annotation, cellular component: fungal-type vacuole membrane.
AUGCCGGGCAACGCACCAGACGAAAGGUCGCCGCUCCUGGGCACUGCCCAAGGUCACCAGCUGGACGAUACUUUGGCUAAUGCGAAGCCUGCCUUAGCGGUUGUUGACGAAAUUUCGGCUCCUCUCGCUGCUGCACAUACAUAUGACGAUGCUGAGGAUCCCGGUGGAAAUGAAUAUGAUCAAGACCGCCGUAAUGAAUCCGAGACGGGCAAAUUAUCUUCGGCAGCAAUCUUGAGAGUGGUGGUUGUGCUCCUCGUUGGCGCCUUCAUGGCCAAUCUAGACGGGUCCCUAGUACUGGCGACGCACCCGGUCAUAGCCUCUGAGUUUAACGCACUGUCUUUAUCGAGUUGGCUCUUUGUCUCGUUCAACCUAGCUGGUGCUUCCACACAAGCAGUUUAUGGGAAGCUCAGCGACACAUACGGCAGGAGGCCGAUGCUGAUGAUUGCCUACACCCUGUUUGCCCUUGGAUGCUUCUUCGUCGGCGCCGGCAGAACCAUGGGCGAGGUUAUUUUUGGUAGAGUCGUCUCGGGGUGCGGCGGCGCGGCCCUCAACGUCCUUGGCAUACUCGUCAUCACUGACCUGGUCCCGCUCCGAGAGGCUGCCACCUGGCAAUCGGGUGUCAACCUCGCCGCCACCACUGGUAGAAGCCUGGGAGGGCCCCUGGGUGGUUGGCUGGCUGACACCAUCGGCUGGCGCUGGUCCUUCCUAUCCCAGGUACCCGUCUUUGCCAUUGCCAUCGCCAUGUCCAUGGCCUGGCUGCCCGCAGCCCGUGCUCGGGCGGCCCCGAGCGCAGCAGAGCAUUCCCAAGAUGAGAGCAGCGGCCUGGCAAGCCACCAACAGAACGGCAAGGCACCUAAAGUCACAGGCAGAGGACUCGCAAGGAUCGACUUUCUGGGCGCAAUUUUCUUGGCACUCACGAUUCUCUGCCUCCUUUUCCCCAUACAGAUGGGCGGGUCCAAGAACUUCCCCUGGUCACACCCGGCCAUCUCGGGCCUAGCCGUCGCGACUUUGCUCCUCGGCGGGCUCUUUGUCCUGGUUGAAGAGAAUUGGGCGGUCGAGCCCAUCUUGCCCAUGGAGCUGCUGCGGCAGCGCGAAGUGCUGCUCCUUUACCUAGUUGCCGGAGCGCAGUGCGCCGCGCAACUCGGCCUCAUGUUUUCCGUGCCUCUCUACUUCCAGGUUACGCAGCGGUCUUCCAACGCCGCCGCGGGAGGAUAUCUGUUUCCCGCCGUUGCUGGAAACGCCGUAGGAGCCAUUGUUGGCGGUUUGAUCGUCAAAAGGACUGGCAGAUACAAAAGCCUCAUGGUGGGCGCAGGCAUCCUAUCCUCCAUUUCCUAUCUCUUGCUCCUCCUCCGCUGGCACGGACACACAAAUAUCUGGGAAGCCCUCUACAUUAUUCCAGGCGGGCUUGGCACCGGACUAGUGCAAAUUCUGGUUUUUGUGGGCAUACAAGCCACCAUAGACCCCUCACUAAGGGCACCAGCCAUGUCGUGUCUCUUCAUCGUCAUCUCGGUUGGAGCAACCAUCGGGAUGGCGGCCGCCAACUCGGUGACCAUGAACGUCAUGAAGGUGAAGCUGGAAGCUUCUCUGAUACACAUGGGUCUCGGCGAGGCAAUCCGUCGACAGAUUGUAGACAGGGCCUCUGCCAGUGUCAAUUACCUCGACCAAGCCGAGGGCCAAGUCUUGAGCGCUGUGGUCCAAGCAUACAUCGACGGGCUUUCCGCGAGUCAUCUUGUGUCGCUGGUUUGCUCUGGCUUGGUUAUCCUUGGUUGUACUUUUGUGAACAAUCGCCAGUUACCAGGAUAG